CUCGUUGAAAAUGGCGUCGGUCGCGACAAGAGCCAUGUGAUAUCGUUCCGUCGUCUGCAUAAACAUCUAAAAUAGCCUUCAAACCGCGUUCUGAAACCACUCGGACACAUUGAGCUGUCACUUCUCUCUUUGGGACCUUUUCCAGAAAACGGCUCCAAGUGGUGGGGCCUAAAAUACAGAGAUGGAUUUUAACUCUGCACUGUCCGGGGCAGGCGACUUCGGCACUUAUCAGAAGCUGCUGGUGCUGUUGCUCGUGGUUCCCUCUGGCGCUCUGUGCGCGCUCGUUUACUUUACCCAGUACUUCAUCAUCCUCAUUCCCGAUGAUUAUUCGUGCCACCUUGCCGAAGUUCCUCAAGCUCUGCUGAACGCGACCAACCUCACAUCCGAUCUUCUCAAGGCUCUGGCCUUGCCUCCUGACGAGGAAGGCAAAGGAACACUCAGCCAGUGUCGCAUGUAUGAUGUCAACCUAACAUCUCUCAUUGAGGCUGGCACCGUGGUGGCAAAUGCUUCAUGGGACACAGUGGGCUGCCGUAAUGGCUGGGACUACAAUUUUGGCAACCUCUAUCCAACGAUUGCAACAGAGCUGAAUAUGGUGUGUGACCAAAGUCAUCUUUCUUAUUAUAUACAAACAUUUUUCUACGCUGGAACCAGCAUAGGCUCAGUAUUUUUCGGCUUCAUCGCUGACAGGUACGGCCGAAAGCCAUCAAUAAUCCUAAGCUAUGCCUUGGCAUGGCUGGCCGGUUUGGUGUCAUCUUUUGUGAAGAGCCUGGCCGGCUUCUCCAUUCUGCGCUUUCUUGUGGGAAUGUGCAUCAUUCCACUUUCUGAAGAUCCUUACUGUCUUGAAUACAUAGGACCCCGCUGGAGAACACUGCCCAUAGUACUGUGGGCACUGUCAUACAUUGUCUUCUCUAUGCUGUGUCCAUGGCUGGCUUAUGGCAUUCAAAACUGGACCUACUUGUCUGUCUGUACAAGCAUGCCAUUGCUGCUGAUUGUCGUCUUCAUGAGGUUCGUGCCGGAAUCAGCCAGCUGGCUGCUGACACGAGGCCGCAACGAGGAUGCGGUGAAAUACCUGCGUAGGGUGGCCUUCUUCAACAAGAGGGACAUCCCUGACAACCUGGAACUGAAGGCAGAUCGAGGGGCCAAAGAAGACGCCAAGAGGGUGACAUUUCUGGACUUGUUCCGCACACCAAGGAUUCGCAAGCAUUCCCUGCUGAUGCUGUGUGCAUGGUUUGUCACGUACUGCUGCUACCACACCAACGUCUACAACACGUCAUUCCUCGGCACAGAUGUAUACCUCUCGUACACGUUGGGCUCCCUAGUGGAACUGCCUGGAAUGCUGCUUGUGCUGUUUGGCUUGGACACGCUUGGUCGCCGCUGGCCGAUGAUUAUUGUGACGGGUGUCGCUGGCAUUGUUGGCAUCCUGUCCAUUCUCUUCCGCAACGGUUCCCAUAUCUCUGUACUGGUGCUGAGCCUUCUAAUGAGGGUGUGCCUGACGGCCGAGUAUGACACCAUCAUGCAGUACUCUGCUGAGGUGUACCCAACUGUUCUCAGAGGUCGUGGCCUAGCAUUGCUACGCUUUGCUGGCACUCUCAGUCUCUAUGUUAGCCCAUCGAUCGUCUAUUUG
Molecule: messenger RNA, 1624 nt
Organism: Rhipicephalus sanguineus (brown dog tick)
Lineage: Eukaryota; Metazoa; Arthropoda; Arachnida; Ixodida; Ixodidae
Product: carcinine transporter-like
Biological process (GO): transmembrane transport
Cellular component (GO): membrane
Molecular function (GO): transmembrane transporter activity
Source: RefSeq, a predicted model, not a curated record